CGCAACGUGAGCACUAGAAAGUGUGUAAGAAAAGCGAUGUUUUAAGCACUAAGUAGUGCACAUGAACAGGGUUUAGGGUAGUUUUUGGUGUUUUAUUAUGAGUUAAUGUAAAGCGUGUGAGGAAACAUGUCUCAAGCCGGCUCAAAGAGAAGAAAACUGGACAAACCCGCGGAGGAUAAGCUGUACUUUGAGAGCUACGCGGAUGUGAGUAUCCAUGAGGAGAUGAUCGCGGACACUGUGCGCACUGACACUUACAGGAAAGCCAUAUUUAAUAUCCAAAGUCAGAUCGAGGGGAAGGUUGUGCUGGACGUGGGGGCAGGCACCGGGGUGCUGAGUGUGUUCUGUGCCCAGGCUGGGGCCAGGAAGGUGUACGCCGUGGAGGCCAGCUCCAUAGCAGAGCAGGCCGAGAAGAUCAUCAAGCUGAACAAGGUGGAGGACACGGUGCAGGUGAUCCGGGGCGCUCUGGAGGCGGUGGACCUGCCUGAGAAGGUGGAUGUGAUAGUCAGCGAGUGGAUGGGUUACACCCUGCUCCAUGAGUCCAUGCUGAACUCCGUGAUCGCCGCCCGGGACCGGUGGCUCAAACCCGGGGGCGUGAUGCUCCCCGACAAAGCCGAGCUCUUCAUCGCGCCCGUGAACGACCUGCUCGUGGAGGAGCGCCUCGGCUUCUGGAGCACGGUGAAAAGCCAGUACGGCGUCGACAUGUCCUGUAUGACCGACUUCGCCCGUAGGUGCAUCACGGCCAGCCCGGAGAUCACCAUAAAACCCGUGACCGUCGAAGACGUCCUGGCUCACCCGGUCAAAUUCGCCGAGCUCGACCUCAACACCGUGAACCUGGAGCGCCUGAGCUCCGUCAAGGGCCGUUUCCGCUGCCUCUGCUUCGGCUCGGCCGCCCUCAACGCCUUCUGCGUGUUUUUCUCCGUGACUUUCCCGUCCUCCUGUCCGCGCGGACACCCUCUCGUCCUGUCCACGUCCCCGUUCAAACCCGAGACGCACUGGAAGCAGGCCGUGCUGUACCUGGAUCAGGCCGUGGAGGUCAUGCAGGACACGCUGGUGGAAGGAGACGUGCACAUGUACCCGUCCGAGGAAGGCUCCAGACAUAUAUGCAUCCACAUGGACUAUACGGUGGGGCAGGAGAAAAAGAAGUCGAAGACGUUUUCCAUUUCAGACGGAUCCUCGUACGCAGAGACUCAGUAGGAGCCGAGAACGUUUGUGGUGAAGGUGGUGGUCGGACCCUCACCAGCUCUGAGCUUUAAAGCACCGCGUUAUUACUCGCACGCCUUCUUGUUUAUCUUCCUUCUAGGUGACGUCACGUUUCUAAAUUUUGUAUUUGCCCCGAAUGUUAAGCAUCAAGUCCUGUCCACAAUAAAACGUAUAAACGUU
Messenger RNA from Clarias gariepinus (North African catfish), 1380 nucleotides. RefSeq names its product protein arginine methyltransferase 6 (gene prmt6). The transcript has a single exon. Gene Ontology annotation, molecular function: protein-arginine N-methyltransferase activity. Gene Ontology annotation, biological process: peptidyl-arginine methylation. The record is from RefSeq and is a predicted model, not a curated record. NCBI's taxonomy places the organism in Eukaryota, Metazoa, Chordata, Actinopteri, Siluriformes, Clariidae. The coding region runs from base 127 to 1194 and encodes 355 amino acids.